This is a messenger RNA of Ramularia collo-cygni, 165 nucleotides long. RefSeq lists its product as uncharacterized. NCBI's taxonomy places the organism in Eukaryota, Fungi, Ascomycota, Dothideomycetes, Mycosphaerellales, Mycosphaerellaceae. The coding region runs from base 1 to 165 and encodes 54 amino acids. The record is from RefSeq and is a predicted model, not a curated record. The transcript is spliced from 3 exons.
AUGAGUUGGCUUAAGGGACCGGAUGGAAACCCUGUUAUUGAUGUUUAUGAAAAGUCCACCUCGACUUAUGAUCGUUUCGGUAUUGAGCAGUGCAAGUCACCUUCUGCUGGGGGGAAACAGUGCGCUCCUAGCGGUGGAGGGGGUUGUAUGGCCAAGCCGGUUUGA